Fraxinus pennsylvanica is the source of this 1671-nucleotide messenger RNA. Lineage: Eukaryota; Viridiplantae; Streptophyta; Magnoliopsida; Lamiales; Oleaceae. The record is from the annotation of a GenBank genome assembly.
AUGCAUCCAAAACUCAACCAGAGAUAUUUUCUCCUCCUCAUAAUCCUCGUUUUAAUCCUUUACGUCCCGGGUUCCUUGUGUCAAAAUGGAAGGGAAUAUGCAACCUGUGGUGCUCCAUAUCGAUGUGGCGACAUCCAAAACGUAACUUAUCCUUUCUGGGGAGGGAGUAGGCCGGAAUAUUGCGGUUUUUCAGGCUUCCAGUUGACUUGCCAAGGCGGUGUCGCGUUCCUUAAUAUCUUGUCAAUCCGAUACCGUGUCCUGGAAAUCAAUAACACCGCACGGACUCUCAAGGUUGCUAGAGAGGAUUUAUGGACCACCGCUUGUCCCAGAUUUCUUUAUAACACAACCCUGGAUUUAAACCUCUUUACGCCUUCUCCUGGUUACAGGAACAUUACUCUAUACUACGGUUGCUCCCUUAACGGACAGCCUACACAGCUCCUUGGCCAGUUCAGUUGCAACGUGAAUGGCACCAAUACUACCAGUUUCUACGUGAUAGAGGAAGUUCCUACCUCUGGGAAUACUAUCAGAUGUGACGAUAGUAUAUAUGUUCCCAUCAAUCAGACUUAUCAGAGUUUGCUUGCACUUCCAACUACCUCUGUUGCUCGUCUUCUUCAGGAUGCUUUCGUCAGUGGGUUCUUGUUGCAGUGGGAGGCGAAUAAUAGCAUUUGCCAGAAUUGCGUCGGGUCAGGUGGGCUGUGCGGGACUAAUCGGGAUGGCUCAUUUGCUUGUUAUUGUGCUAAUAGAACUUCUGCAUUAACUUGCAACGAUGCUCCAACUGGGAACGGACCGAACGGCAGUGGUAAUUCAGACAAAACGGGAAUGAGUGUUGGCCUUUCCAUAGGUGGUGCAGUUCUUGCUGGUGUUGGCUUAGGUUGGUUAAUUUUCCACUACAGACAGAAGAAAAAACAACGGCUUGCUGCACAACCUACCGAAACUGUGAGCAAGGACCUUCCACCACCAAGCAAGAGCAUCUCGACUCCUCCAUCAACUACUUUUACCAAAAGCAUCCCCUCUUAUCCCUCUUCAAAAUCUGACUUUGGUAGGGCUAGCUCCUACUUCGGUGUGCAGGUCUUCAGCUAUAAUGAACUUGAUGAAGCUACCAAUAAUUUUGAUCCUUCUAGAGAACUAGGAGAUGGUGGCUUUGGCACAGUAUACUAUGCGGUGCUAACUGAUGGCCGUGUAGUUGCUGUCAAGCGCUUGUACGAGAACAAUUUUAAGCGUGUAGAGCAGUUCAUGAAUGAAGUUGAGAUCCUGACUCGGUUGAGGCACCAGAACCUUGUGACGUUCUUUGGAGUGGUUUUGAUUGAACUUAUAUCAUCAUUACAAGCUGUGGAUACCAACCGACAACGUCAUGAUGUUAACUUAGCUAACAUGGCGGUCAACAAGAUUCAAAAUCAAACAUUGCAUGAGUUAAUCGAUUCGAGUCUUGGAUUUGAGACGAACAAUGUCGUGAGAAGGAUGGCUACAUUAGUCGCAGAGUUAGCUUUUCGGUGUUUGCAACAGGAAAGGGAUAUGAGGCCUUCAAUGGAAGAAGUGCUGAAGGUCUUGAGAGGAAUCCAGAAUGGAGACUUGAAUGCUCACGAGGCAGAGGUUGUUGACAUUUUGAUAGACGACAAUGUUGGACUGUUGAAGGGUAGCGUUGCUCCGUCCUCACCGGAUUCAGUUCACUGA